Molecule: messenger RNA, 1756 nt
Organism: Triticum dicoccoides
Lineage: Eukaryota; Viridiplantae; Streptophyta; Magnoliopsida; Poales; Poaceae
Exons: 2
Coding region: 667-1371 (234 amino acids)
Biological process (GO): root development; shoot system development
Source: RefSeq, a predicted model, not a curated record
UAUCUGGUUCUUCUCAUGCGCCAUCUCCACGGGAAUUCUGGAUGAUGAGUAUGUGUUAUAAACUUAUAAUCCAAAUACCUGCUCGGUCAGCUUCUGAAGAUGGGAAGUUCAGAGUUCAAGCAAACAAAGUGGAUCUUGUUUCCAUGGCCUAAACAUGCCAGCUCUGACUGUUGAGGCUUUAACCUGUAAUUUGCAAGAGUGCCCACCAAGGAAAAUACCUUAUUAAAUACAGGUAUGUCACAGCUCAAUGUUAGGUUAGCGACCCAUUAAGUAAUUGCAUGGGCGUGCAAUUAUGCUGAAAUCGACCAUCAGACUAAACCACAUCUUUUUGAUUGCUUCUUGUUGCCAAUUGCUGGAACAUGAUAUUGUGAUGCCUCAUCUCAAGGACACUAGGCACAGAAAACAAAAUGUACUAAACAUGAGAAGACUUUAGUGUUGCGAUCUCUAUGCGUCUGCCAGAUGUCAAGGCAUAGCAGACAGCAUGUGGCCGAUGUAAUGGCAUGAUUCUUCAUGUCUACCAAUCAGAUGCUACAAUACAGCUGUACACAUCUUCUGUAUAAAUAGGCGGCAGCAGAACGGGUAGAUACAUCAAACAAGAAGCUCUUACUCUCUGCUCUUCUCCUCCUCUCAUCAACCACAAGGCAGCGAUAACCUUCAAGCUCAGAUAUGGCUUUCCACCAAAGAUCGACAAGUUUGCCUUCUAGGCCUCACGUCAGUGAGACCGAAGUCGAGCUAGAGCUUCACAGCCUAGAAGCAAGCAUCUCUUCCUCCACUUCCAUCAGCACGAUGUGCGAUGAUCUCAGGAGUCUUGCAAACAUCUACGAUGCUCUUGAAGAGAUUAUUUGCCUACCAAGCAACCAAGUUUGCUCAGCCCAGCAGAGGAGCAUGUUGGAUGGAGAAAUGGAAGGUUCUCUCGAGCUGCUAGAUCUCUGCAGCGUCAUGCAAGAGAUCUUCGUCGAGAUGAAGGCCAUCAUCCAAGAGCUGCAAGUGGCUCUAAGGAAAGGUGAUGAUGCAACUACUCAAGCCAAGAUCCAAUCUUACACCCGCUUGGUGAAGAAGUCCAAGAAUCUUUUCAAGAAAACCGCGAAGAAGGCUCCUGCAGAUUGUAGCAUGGUCAUGCUGUUGGCCAAGGCUAGAGAGAUCUCGGUGUCUCUCCUGGAGUCCACACUCCGUCUCUUGUCGAAGCAAAUCGAAAUGCCUAAACAGUCUCUUGUUUUCAAGGCAUUUCAGAAAAAGAAGGCAGUGGUUUGCAAGGAGGAGCAAUUGUCAGGGCUAGAGUGCAGUAUCGGCGAUCUCGAGAGCGGAGCAGGACAUCUGUUCAGGAAAUUAGUCCAGAGUAGAGUUUCUCUACUCACCAUCCUUAGCUCAUAGAUACUCCUGAGUAACUCUUGACGCCCUUCGAUUGGCAUCCGCCUUUUAAGGAAUAGCUGAUCUUCAUACAAUUUUCCCAUAUGUAUACACUAUACUGUAUAAAUGUACAUGAUAGUAUAGAAAGAGAAACCAAAGUUUUGAUCAAUUUGGCCAUUUCAUGCUCGAAGAUGCGUUUGUGAUACUUUAUGUCGAUAUCCUUGGCUAGUGGAUCUUGCUUCUUAUGCAGGAAACAUGCCAGAUCAAAGUCACAAGGUUCAUCGAUUUCAUUACCCAGAUUCUCCACCACCACCACGUGGCUGUGCAGUCUGGCACUACUAUUGAAUACAUGUUUCAUACAACAAUGUCCAAACUUUUCUUUUAUUUCAUACAACAAGGUCCAAACUAG